AUGUUUAAAGCGUAUGAAGAGCGAACGGAGUUGCUGCUAGAAGACUGCCGUGCAGGCGCUGGUCCAUGGCUGCGAUUGUCAACCAAUGCGUCGACUGGCGGCGUCGAUAUCCAGCAACUAGAGGCCAGUGUUGUGCAGCCCAGUGAAGACGUCACUACCGUGUCUAUACACGUAGUAUACGGAGUGUAUACUCUACUUAGCGGUCCAUACUUAGCGGUCGUAACGGAUUCACGUGUCGUGGGCUCGGGACCAAAUAGUGAAAAGAUUUACUGCGUUCUGGAGCUAAGACUGCUGCCUGUAAGCAUCGCUGCUCAUCAGAGCUUCUUUAAACACGCUAGUACUCGAGAGAAGCAAGAUGAGCGCGAAUACUGCCGUAUGCUUACGUCAGCACUAACCUCACGCACUUUUUACUUUAGCUACGACUUGGAUCUGACUCUGUCGGCCCAAAAACGGGCGUCAGCGUCGUCUUCAUCAGCAGCACAACGUCAGUCGCCAUUGUAUGUACGUGCAGAGGAAGAUUUCUUUUGGAAUAAGCCUGUGUUGGGCAAUUUCAUUGACUUGGAGCUCAGUGACUGGAUUGUACCAGUCAUUUCGGGCUUUGUAAAAGUCAUUAAGAAGUGCGACGUCAAUGGCCAACGCUGCGAUAUUUUAUUCUUUACGAGACGGAGUUGGAGACGUGUAGGUACUCGAUUUAAUGUACGAGGCAUUGAUAAAGACGGAUGUGUGGCUAAUUUUGCUGAGACGGAAAUGCUACUGGUUAAACCAACAAGGGGCAUCUGCUCGUACGUGCAGGUCCGAGGUAGUAUUCCUCUGUAUUGGGACCAGAUGGUCACUUUGAAGUACAUGCCGCGGACGCGCUACGCCUUCUCGGGACACACGAGUGUUGUGGAUUGGAAUGAAUUGGCUUUUCGUGCACAUAUGGACAACCUCAUCCAGCGAUAUGGGCACAUUACGUGUGUAAACCUCAUUGACAAGGCCGGCAAAAGUGCUACAGUACGCGAUCAAGCACAACUCGGCUCGGCAUUCGGUAAAUACGUUAAGAAGUACAACCAGCUCUCAAAAUCAGGCGAUGGAACCAGCUCCGUAGGGUCUUCGGCGGCACCACCGAUGCCGUUAUCUGCUUCUCCUGCGUUUCACGCCAUGUCGCCUCGUCAAAGCAAAAGCAUGUCGUUCUCGCUAUCCGCUGCACCGGAAUCGAACGGAAGCAAUGGAUUUGCAGCAUCGAAUGGAGGAGGUUCUGCUGCAGGAUCACCUACCAAUGCGUCCACAGCUAGCAUUGACAAAGUAAUUAGACCGCCUAGUGUUUCGACUUUGCAGACAUCAAUAUCGCUUCCCGCAAGAGAGGAACCACUGCCGCAAAUAAGUGUUCCAUUCGCGCCUACGUCGAUUUCACAGCUUUUUGCAGAGCCUAUUGCGUACGUGUGGUUCGACUUUCACCACGAGUGCCGUAAGAUGGCAUGGCAUAACCUAUCCAAGCUCAUGACAGAGGUAGAGGAACAGUUCACGCAGUAUGGAUGGUUUGAGUGUAACGGUGAAGGACAACUUCUCUCACGCCAGCGCGGUGUCUUUCGUGUAAACUGCAUGGACAAUCUAGAUCGUACGAAUGUGGUGAUGAGUCUCUUUGCGCGGCGUACGGUACUUAUGGCAUUACAGCUCUACCCGUCUAGCACCGGAAAUGACAAGUGUAAUAGUGUGCUGGAUUCACCUUACAAGAGUUUUGAGGUCGUUUUUAAAAAUGCAUGGGCCGACAACGCAGACUAUGUGAGCAGAAUGUAUGCUGGCACGGGUGCACUAAAGACAGACUUUACGCGCACAGGACGACGGACGAUUGCAGGAGCUCUGCAAGACGGCGUCAAUUCGGUGACUCGUUAUUAUCUCAACAAUUACUCGGACGGCAUUCGCCAGGAUUCGUUUGAUUUGCUUGUUGGAAACUUCACACCGGAUAAGCGGGAUGAGUCGCCAUUUACUUUCCAGCAGCAGCACAGUCUUUUGAACAUGAUGAUGGAGGCAGCAUUGGCUACGCUCGCAGUUAUCAGUGUGUCACUCAGUAUGCGCCUGGAAUUGCCGGUAGCGACUCGUGUGCGUGACGGUGUCAUUGCAGCAUUCGUGCUUUUUACCGUGAUAGGAUACCUCAUCUUGAAAAAGGGUAAGUUCCGUUCCAUCGGAAGGCGAUACGUUUGCAAGCCUGCCUUCAGCUCUAGCGGUUACAUUCGCCGGAAAAAUCUAUAG
Molecule: messenger RNA, 2229 nt
Organism: Peronospora farinosa
Lineage: Eukaryota; Oomycota; Peronosporomycetes; Peronosporales; Peronosporaceae
Source: the annotation of a GenBank genome assembly